Messenger RNA from Calliphora vicina (urban bluebottle blowfly), 2551 nucleotides. It is a transcript of the gene Dh31-R, whose product is annotated as Diuretic hormone 31 Receptor. Bases 1081 to 2460 code for a protein of 459 amino acids. The record is from RefSeq and is a predicted model, not a curated record. Gene Ontology annotation, cellular component: plasma membrane. NCBI's taxonomy places the organism in Eukaryota, Metazoa, Arthropoda, Insecta, Diptera, Calliphoridae. Gene Ontology annotation, molecular function: calcitonin receptor activity. Gene Ontology annotation, biological process: adenylate cyclase-modulating G protein-coupled receptor signaling pathway; cell surface receptor signaling pathway. The transcript is spliced from 14 exons.
AAUCUUCCUCAUACAAAACAGAUGGCAAAAUCAGUCGUUGCCAAACUGCCGGUUAUUUAAAUUGUAAAAAGCGGACGAAAGAAAAGAAAAUUUAGGCGGAAAAUAAUAUCGAGCGAACUGUUACGAAAAGCGAACUAAAAGAAUUUUCAAAUGUAAAUUUAAGCAAAAAUAAUAUUUUAAUCAAGUGUUUUAAUAAUUUGAUGCGAAGAAGAUUAUAGAGAAAUUUUUUGAAAGAAAUUUAUUGUUUUGAUUACAAAAGUAAAUAAACAAAUUCGAAUUAUUAUUAGUUGUGAAUUCUAUUUAGUAAAGAAAUUUAAGAAAUCAUCUAAAUAAAAAUUAAUGUUUAAAGAAAAUAAACAAAUGAAAUAGUUAAAUGUGUGAAGAGUGUUUGUUUUAAUUUUUAUGAUGAAUAAAUGAAGAAAGAAAUUGAAAGAAAAGCAUUAAUAAAAUUUUAAAGUAAAUAGUGAAAAAAUAUUUAAAAAAAAGAAAAUCUAAUUAAAAUCUAUAAUAAGAAGUGUUUAUCAAAAAAUUAAUAGAAACAAAUUUAAAGAUAAAUGUUUGGUUAAUAUUCGCCUAAACUGCGGUUUCAUAUAAAGGUUUUUGUUUUGAUUUCAACACGCUGACGCAUUACCAGAAGUGAGCAGAAUAUUAGCAGAGAUUAUUUUUAAGAAAAGAUUUCAAUUUGGUCUAGAAACAAUUUUGCUGUAAUAUUAGCCAGUUCAUGGAAAAUGCUUAUGUAUCUGAAAGCUUAAAGGAAACCCAAACUAUAACAAAGUACAACAAGGACAACAACAAAAAAAACAAAGAAAAUUGUAAAUUAAAUCCUUUCAUUAACAAAACAAGCUUCAGCAAAGUAAACUCAGUAAUAUUUACUUAUAUUUUCAUCCUUGCAAAACUAAAAAAAGAAAAUUUGUACAUUUUAAGUCUAACUAAAUUAUGGAUGUUUACAAAAAUGUGUUAAAUGGUGCAUGCUGAAACUACUUCUGUUUCCUGUAGUAUCACAAGGACUUUAUGAAAAAUAGUUACAAAAUAUUAAUUUAGUAAAAUUCAGUUGAAAGAAAAAACAAUAGUUUUUUUGUCAUGUUAAAUAGUGGCAGUAGCAGCAGCAUGGAUGCACUCACCACAACAACAACUACUACAACGGCAAGUUCCUUAAUAACGACCAAAGCCACGAAUGCAGUCACAGCAUUAGCAGGAGUGGAAGAACAAACAGAAGUUAAUGAAACCCCACCAGAUCCUUUUGAAAUUUUACGCAAUGAGUGCUAUGAACGUCUUAAUCAAACUGCGACAGCUGCAACAACAGUGACAAGUACUGUGACAGAUAAAUUUUGUAUGGGCACUUUUGAUGGCUGGCUCUGUUGGCCGGACACUCCAGCUGGUACAUCUGCUUAUGAACGCUGUCCUGAAUUUAUAACUGGCUUUGAUCCAUUAAGAUAUGCUCACAAGGAGUGCGAUUCGAAUGGCGAGUGGUUCAAACAUCCGUUAACAAAUAAAUCCUGGUCAAAUUACACAACGUGUGUGAAUUUAGACGACCUACAUUGGAAACAUAAUAUAAAUCUCAUAUAUGAAGUUGGUUAUGGCAUCUCAUUGGUGGCCAUAUUAUUAUCCUUGGCCAUAUUGGGUUAUUUUAAAUCCUUGAAAUGUGCCCGUAUAACGCUGCACAUGAAUCUUUUCACAUCAUUCGCUGCCAAUAACUCAUUAUGGUUGAUAUGGUAUUUGGUUGUGAUGCCCAACUCAGAGCUGCUGCAUGAAAGUCCGCCUUUCUGCGUAGCUCUGCAUGUAAUUUUGCAUUAUUUUCUGCUGACCAACUAUUCGUGGAUGCUGUGUGAGGGUUUCUAUUUACAUACGGUUUUGGUGUCAGCCUUUAUAUCGGAGAAAAAAUUGGUUAAAUGGUUGAUAGCAUUUGGCUGGGGCUCACCGGCUCUUGUUAUAUUUGUUUAUGGUUUGGCGCGCGGUUUAAUUGCUGCAGCCAACGAAAAUGCCCACUGUUGGAUGAGUCCUACAAGUUUUGACAAUAUUCUGGUUGUACCUGUUUGCAUUUCAAUGUUCCUUAAUUUACUCUUCCUGUGCAAUAUUGUUCGUGUUGUUUUAUUAAAGAUGAAAGCACCUGCCAGCCUACAAAACAGUUGUGGCCCAUCACGUACAGUGCUCCAGGCAUUUCGAGCCACUUUGCUGCUGGUACCUUUACUGGGUUUGCAGUAUAUACUAACACCUUUUCGUCCCGAUCCUAAUCAUCCUUGGGAGCAUACUUAUGAAGUUAUAUCAGCAUUUACUGCUUCAUUUCAGGGUCUUUGUGUGGCCACCUUCUUCUGCUUCUUUAACGGCGAAGUGAUUGCCCAGAUGAAGCGUAAAUGGCGUACGACAUUCCUUAGUAAUCGGCCGCGUGCAAAUUCCUACACAGCCACUCAGGUCUCGUUCGUACGCUGUGGACCCGCAAUGCCCGGUGAAGAAAAAGUAUGACUAAAAGAGUUGUCGUCAGUGGUCACACGAAGAGCGUCCAGUGCUGUUACAUCAGCUACAUCUUCAUCUGCACGUCAUCACCAUCAACAAC